Manacus vitellinus (golden-collared manakin) is the source of this 2039-nucleotide messenger RNA. Its product is annotated as inositol 1,4,5-trisphosphate receptor-interacting protein-like 1. NCBI's taxonomy places the organism in Eukaryota, Metazoa, Chordata, Aves, Passeriformes, Pipridae. Gene Ontology annotation, cellular component: membrane. The record is from RefSeq and is a predicted model, not a curated record. The transcript has a single exon. The coding region runs from base 162 to 1916 and encodes 584 amino acids.
GCAGGUAACGCUGCCCCAGUCGAGCCUGGACAAGUGGUGAGUGCACACGCGCAGGGGCGAGGCUGCGCUGGGCGAGGGUCGGGGCCGAAACGCUGCCCCUGGGGCUGGGUUCUCCCUCUGCACCCAGGGCCAAUCCCUCACCAGAACACCUGGGGCACCGAAUGGUGCUGCUGCUGCUGGGGCAGUGGGACAGGCCUUGCUGCCUGCCAGCUGCCCUGGGGCCCUCUCCUUCCUGCUCCACAUCCCCGCUGCUCCCAUUCGUACUCCCCUCACCUCUCGCUCCUUCCCUCCCUUUCAGCCCCACUCAAUCCCUUCUCUCUCUCCUCCUGCAGGCCAUGGCUGCGAGAAUGUUUCUUCUCGUGCUUUUGCAAACCCUCAUCCAGUACCCACAGAUGGUGGGUGAUGGACUGGAUGAGGUCACCCGUCUGCGCAUGGAGCUGCGUGAAAAGCUCCUGGACAGAGAGAUGACUCGGCUGCUGCAGGAGCUGGAGCAGAGCAGCCUGGAGCACAGUGUCAGGGCCUGGGGAGCCCUGCUCUGGGCUGCCUUGCAACAGGGGGACUUCUGGGCCCUGGUUGGAGUCCCGGGCCUUCUCUUGUGGUUGUGGUUUAUCCGCAGCAGAAGAAACCGCCAGCCAGACAACAAUGGUCAGGAGGAGGGGGCAGGAGAUGGCGAUGGUGGUGGAAAUGAAGGGGAAGAAAACCGUGAUGCGAUUGUGUGGGAAGUCAACAACGAUGGUGCAAAUGAAGGAGAAAACCACGAUGUUGUAAAUGAAGUAGAAGAAGAAGAUGAUGUUAUUGCCCACAACCUGAGACGGCGUUUAGAUGAGCACAUAGAGCACCUGCUGCAAGGAAGAGCGAUGACAAAUUUAGUGAUGGACAGCUUUAUGAUGUUCUUUGGACACCUCUUGUCAGACAGUUCAUACCCAGUGCCGCAACGAGCCAUUGGGGUGGGCAGUGCCUUUGAAGGUUGGAGUCCCCGGGAAGAGGAUGUGGUGUACAGUGUCCUUGUACCUCUCACUCCUCCCCGGGGGCACACCUUCCAUCUGGAGAUGGACACCUCAGGCCACAUACCUGGCAGGAACUUCUUCAUCCGCGUGGAGCCGGUGUGCACCUGCCCAAGGGAGCAGCAGGAUGACAACGUGCUGUGCUCCCUCCACCACCCAGAGGAUGAGCAGAGGAGGAACGAGGAGCCCAACUUCCUAAACACCCUCUGCACUGGCUCCUACCUGGAUGUGGAGAAAACUGCCCGCUGGUUCUACCAGUUGGUGAGAGCGGCCUGGCCGGCUUUGCCUCAGUCACACAGUUGGCAAAUAGUGCUGCUGCCCUCCAGACGCUGCUGCAAAUUCAAGCUGACCAGAGGCAGAGAGAGCCUGACGGUUGAGGUGCUCUUUGGGGUGCAAGUCGGCAAUUCAGACAUCUACGUGAGCAGCCAGCCUACAGAGUCCCUCUUCACCCCAAGCACAAUGUGGCCUGAAACCUACGCCGUGGCAGAGAUGAAGUUCUUUAGGCUCAUUGCCUGGCAGGCUCCACCUAAAAGCUGGCACCUCAAGUGCCUGCAUGUCUUGGCCCGAGCUCUUCUGGGGAUAGACUUCUCCACCUAUACCCUGAAGACCAUUGUGAUGCACCUCCUGAACACCAUACCUCUGUCAGGCUGGCGCAUGAGGCAUUUCCGCCGGCGGCUGGAGGAUACCAUGGAGUACCUGCACAGUUCCCUGGAGGAGAAACGCCUUGACCACUUUGUUGUGGGCAACCGGACAUUUCCUCAAGAGAUUCUCUUGCCCCCUGAUGUCAAAACCGCCGAGCCACCCAACCUCUUCCAUCGCCUGGCACAGGAUCCGGUCGCCCACACGCAGGCAAUGGACGAGUGCCGUGAACUGGGACAUCGGCUCUCAAGAAUGCUGCACGACGGCCACUGAAAGAAGUCUUCCUGCACACAACUGUGCUUGGGGGGCUCACAACUGGUCAAAGACAAGCACCUCCUACCGCAAGGAAAAAAGUGAGGAGCAUGUGGAACAGAGAGAGGGAAAGGAAAACCCUUU